Heteronotia binoei (common prickly gecko) is the source of this 2885-nucleotide messenger RNA. RefSeq names its product mitochondrial elongation factor 2 (gene MIEF2). The record is from RefSeq and is a predicted model, not a curated record. Bases 179 to 1561 code for a protein of 460 amino acids. Gene Ontology annotation, cellular component: mitochondrial outer membrane. Gene Ontology annotation, biological process: mitochondrion organization; positive regulation of mitochondrial fission. NCBI's taxonomy places the organism in Eukaryota, Metazoa, Chordata, Lepidosauria, Squamata, Gekkonidae. The transcript has 4 exons.
AGGCUCAAAGGGGAGCUCCUCCGGAAGCGCAAAGUGGAUACUCAACGUUCCGAUUUGGAACGUUGGGGAGGGCGGCCGCGCACUCUGAUUGGCUGUCCGUGAAGUCUCCGCGUUCUGGGCUCGCCAGCAGCCGCGGCGGUGCCUGCGGGGAGAUCGCGGCGCCUGGGAGUGGCAGACAAUGGAGACCUUUGCCCAGAAACGGCAGAACAGUGACGGAAACAGCUUGGGCCGCCUGGUGGAUUUCCUCCUAGCCAACGCGAGGGUGGUCUUGGGCGUCAGCGGAGCGGCGGUGCUGGCGCUGGCGACUCUUGCUGUGAAGCGGUUCAUAGACAGAGCCACCAGCCCACCGGACGACGACGAAGACAUGAAGGCCAAGCAGAAGUCCCACGAAGAGAGCUGGCAGGAGCUCAGUUUGACCCGGGCAGUGCCAAAACCGCAGCUCACGUUGACACGGGAAAAACUGGAGGAGCCCCUGCUCUUGCCCGUUGUGAGUGGCACGGCUCAAGAACCAGAGGACGUGGUUCCAUCUCCGGAGACGCUUCCAGCGGAACCGAAGCCCUUGCUGUGCCUCACGCUUCAGGAGAAGCUCCUUGUGCGCUACCGGGAUUGUGUGUCCGCCUCGGAGCCCAGAGAGAUCCUGGGGAAACGGCUGGCAGAAGAGAUCUGUUCUGAGUUACAGAAGAGCCUGAAAAAAUACUUCAAUCUACCCUUCGGCAGCGCGUUCCUUAGCGGCAACCUCUGCGAUGGUCCGGUUGGAAGAGGAACCCUGGAGGUCAACUUCGUGCUUCCUCUCGUCCUCGAACCGGACCUUUGGGCCCCGAUCCCAGGGGAGGAGACGGUAGUUAAUGACCCCCGCGUCUGGAUGAUCAAGCGGACGGGUUUGGAGUACUUCCUGCGCGGAAGCAGCCCUUGGGAUAAGUUCGUCGUGGGUGGGUAUCUCUCCUCCAACGCCAUCGUCAAUGCUCUCCGGAAGGUGUUGGAGGCCUCCAUCAACUGGCUGGCCAUUGGGAGCGUGCUGGAGUGCGUGGUCCGACCGGUGGUGGCUCCCGAGGAGCUCAAACUCGAAGUCAGGCAUGAGCAGAUCAGCCUGGAUAUAACCCUCUGCCCGAUGACGGAAGCUGGGGACAAAACCCUUCUCGCUGCAUCCUUUGAACGACCGGCUGAGAAUUUCUGGCAGCGAAGCUUCUACGCUAUGGAGGUCUCUAGACUGAAAGAUCUGGACGAGACGGAUUCCGGGAUCCGGCAGUGUUGCCUUCACCUCUUGAAGGCUGUCUUCGAAGACCACCCUUGCUGGUGCAAGCUAAGCAGCAGCCAUUUUAUUCAUGUCCUCCUACACCUGAGUGAAACUGAAUCCGAUUGGUCAGAGGCGGCCCUGGCCGACCGGUUCCGGCAGGCCCUAGAAGAACUACUCCGAUAUCUGGAGGAAGCUUCCUUCCCUUGCUAUUUCGACAGCCGGAUCAACCUUUUGGGGCACCUGAGCUUGGAGGAGAUCGACGAGAUCGGCUACACGUUGUACGAGGCUCUCGCGGAACCCGAUCUUUGGAACGGACUCGGUUUCUAAAUGUUUUUGACGGGGACACCUGCGCUUUGUGUCCACAUGAAGUGGGGGGUUGAACUGCUCAGAAAGACCCCCUUUCAGCUGGACUGGUUCUUGGCACAUAACAAAUUCAAAUUACGGAUUUUGAAGAAAUAAUAAAUAACGGACUUGGAAGGAAAAGGGGCUGGGGGCAAGAGAAGUCCUCUCUCCCCCUCCGGAGCCUUUUCUUGCACUGCUGUCCGACCCAGAAAUCCUAUCUGGAGUGGAUGCUUUUACUGCACACGUGUGGAUUCAGACAACCCUUCCAAUCUCGGAAGUCGGCACAAAGCCGCUGCAUGCCUUGGGGGUUUGCCCCAAAGACCGAUGCAGUGAAUCCAUACAGAGACCCUGAAAUUCUCCCUGUGCCAUUGUAGUCAGCAAUACGUUUUAGCAGCGUGUGGCGUGAAGUCCAGAGCUCAGAGGGAAAUUGCAAAUUUGUCUUUUGCGCGGGGUGGGCCGGCCUCAGAUCAGAGCUGAAGCCGAUCUCGUAGGAAGGAAACGAGGGCCUUUGUGUCGCCUGUCAGUCAUAUUUGGUCAGCGGUCGAGAUAAGUGCCGGAGGGGUGGGGUGGAAUCGGUGUCCAGAUCUUGGUCAACCUUGGAAAGAUAAACGGGAACAGGCUGGUGGUUUUGGCUGAUCAAGGUCUGUAGCGCUAGCGUUAUGCUUGCUAAAGCGCCUCUAAUCCUAAAAAUGUCUGCCUUAUGGUUUUUCCCUCCCCGUGCCUCUUUUUGUAUUAGACCCCACGGGGUGCAUAAGUUUUCCUAGCCCCCUGAUAAUGUCUAAUUUUGUACUGACGCAAGCGGAUGCGAUUACAGGAUUGUAGGGAGAUUCUAUUCUCCCGUGAAAGGCGUCCCCAAGUCCCUUUCCCUUGAUAUGUAAAAUAAAGCUUUUUUUUUUUUAGCUAGAGACCUAUGCUGUACUCACUUUGCAUAAAAUGAGAACUACAAGAAAGAGAAUCCUGUGUCUCUUCCCCCCCCCCACCCCCAAAACCUUGCUUGAGCAUAAAAUGCCACGGGUGUUCUAGAGGAAGUCUAAACGUAAGUGCGUGUCACUAGCGAGCACAGCUCACUGUGUGCAAGAUGUUUUCCCCGUUGCGUCAUUUCUGUGUUGAAACUCUGGCUAGAGUUACCUUUGACCGCUUUGUGUUCUAAAAGAACUUUCUGAAAUGCAGCUGCAGCCUCAGCAAAAUGGUACAGCUGUCCGGGUAUCAAAAUAAAUGAACUGUACAAUAACGGGGCAAAUGUACAAUGGUGUGCAGCGGUUAUUUUUUAGUUUGGCUAACAAUAAACCAUACGUAGGGCAUUGCGGAA